Molecule: messenger RNA, 11808 nt
Organism: Metarhizium brunneum ARSEF 3297
Lineage: Eukaryota; Fungi; Ascomycota; Sordariomycetes; Hypocreales; Clavicipitaceae
Gene: FUS1
Product: Fusarin C synthetase
Biological process (GO): fatty acid biosynthetic process; secondary metabolite biosynthetic process
Molecular function (GO): fatty acid synthase activity; 3-oxoacyl-[acyl-carrier-protein] synthase activity; phosphopantetheine binding
Source: RefSeq, a predicted model, not a curated record
AUGUCACAAAAUAGCCUUGUCCGGGAACCAAUAGCGGUGGUUGGUGUUGCCUGCCGCUUCCCAGGGGAAGCAACCAGCCCAUCAAAACUCUGGGACCUGGUUUGCGAGAAGAGAGACGUCCAGAAGCCCAUAUCAUCAGAUAGAUUCAAUUCUGAUGCAUUCUACAACAGUAAUGGAGAAGCUAGUGGCUGCACGGACGUGAAAAGGGCUUAUCUGCUCUCCGAGGAUAUACGGCUAUUCGACGCCUCUUUCUUCAGAACCAAUGCACUGGAGGCAGAGGCUAUGGAUCCACAACAGAGGUUGUUGCUUGAGACGGUGUAUGAAGCCAUUGAGUCGGCCGGACUUCCGUUGGAAGAUCUCAAGGGGUCGGAUACGGCCGUGUAUGUCGGCAGCAUGACGGGCGACUAUCACGAGAUGCUUCUGCGUGACCCGCAGGACAUGCCCAAAUACAUGGCAACGGGAACGGCUCGAAGCAUACUAUCAAAUCGGUUGUCCUACUUCUUCGACUGGAAAGGUCCCUCUAUGACGAUUGACACAGCGUGCUCAUCAAGUCUGGUUGCUGUUCAUGAAGCAGUCACAGCCUUGCGACUGGGUGUAUCGACAAUAGCUUGUGCCGCUGGAGCCAACUUGAUACUUGGCCCUGAGAUGAUGAUAUCCGAGUCUAAUCUGCAUAUGCUGUCUCCAACAGGACGUAGCAGAAUGUGGGAUGCUUCAGCAAACGGCUACGGCCGAGGUGAAGGAACUGCCGCAGUCAUAAUGAAGACGCUGUCGCAGGCGUUGAAGGAUGGGGAUUACAUCCAUGGAAUCAUCAGAGAAACCGGAGUCAAUUCAGACGGUCACACGAAUGGCAUCACGUUGCCUAGCUCAGAAUCACAAACGGCUUUGAUAAGACAGACGUACAAGGCGGCCGGUAUUGAUCUCGCAUUGGAGCGGUGCCAGUUUUUCGAGGCUCAUGGAACCGGAACGCCAGCUGGCGAUCCGAUCGAAGCUCGCGCUAUAUACGAAGCCUUUUUCAACGGUGAGGGGUCCACCUGCGAUACUGCAGGCAAUAUAUAUGUCGGAUCUGUCAAGAGUACAAUCGGACAUUUGGAGGGUUGUGCCGGUCUGGCUGGGCUCAUCAAGGCCAUGGAGGCUGUGCGAAGGGGGACUAUUCCACCCAACAUGGGUUUCCAGAGACUGAAUCCCAAAAUUGAACGUUUCUCGAAAAAUUUGAUUGUUCCCACCGAAGCUCUCCCAUGGCCCGAGUUGCCAGAGGGGACACCGCGUCGAGCCAGCGUCAACUCUUUUGGCUUUGGAGGAACAAACGCACACGCCAUCAUCGAAAACUUUGAGACAGCUCAACAUGUUCAAUCUCCUCGUGAUAUUAUCGUCACCCCUGUUGUUCUGUCGGCCAACUCGGAAAAAUCCCUCCGAGAACAGGCUAUUCAGCUCAAUGCCGCCAUGCAACUGGCGGAUGAGAGUCGCCUGCGCGACAUCAUGUACACGUUAUCCAACAGACGAUCACAGCUACCAUUAAGGACAUUCUUUGUAGGAAACUCGGCUGAAGAAGUCAAGAAGAGCGCCAACGAUGCCCUAGCGGAGGAUGGUACGUUUACAGUACACAAGGAUGAGAAGCCCUCCCAUCAGCCCAGCAGAAUACUUGGAGUCUUCACCGGACAGGGUGCGCAGUGGCCAACAAUGGGCCGUGAAAUCCUGAAAGAGUCCAAGUUUGCUCAGAAAGUUGUCAAGACACUGGAGCAAUCGCUGGCAAGUCUCCCAGAGCCUCCUACAUGGACGCUCUCGGAGCAAAUAUUUGCUGAUGCUGCUGCAUCUCGCCUUAGCGAGGCAGAAGUAUCACAACCCCUAUGCACUGCCGUGCAGUUGAUGCUGGUAGAGAUGCUUCGAUCCGCCGGGAUUCAAUUCAGCUGCGUUAUUGGACACUCAUCAGGCGAGAUUGCGGCCGCGUACUGUGCUGGAUUCCUUUCCGCCGAGGAUGCCAUUCGUGUGGCGUACUACCGCGGUGUUUGUGCAAAGCUUGCAGAGGGCAGCAAUGGCAAAUCCGGCGCCAUGAUGGCAAUUGGACUGUCUUAUGAAGAAGCUCUGCAGUUUUGCAACAAUGAGUUUAGUUCCAGACUUGAUGUCGCGGCUAGCAAUGCGCCAGCCAGCACGACCAUCUCGGGAGACGAGGAUGCCAUCCAGGAAGCCAAGGCUCUCUUGGACCAGAGGAACGUAUUCGCCCGUGUGUUAAAGGUCGACACAGCCUACCAUUCUCACCACAUGCUUCCUUGUGCUGGUCCCUACUCAAGUCUACUGAAAGAGUGCGGCGUCCGGACCUUGUCGGGUAACCCUGCUUGCGAAUGGUAUUCGAGCGUUGUUUGCGAACGUAUCGACGGCGCUAGGCAUGACGGGAUUCUAGGAGCCGAGUAUUGGAGAGACAAUAUGGUCAAUGCGGUCAAGUUUUCUUCUGCGGCUGAGUUGGCGAUGCAAAGCGGUGAACACUUUGAUGUGGUAUUGGAAGUCGGACCUCAUCCUGCGCUCAAGGGGCCUUUUGAGCAAACUGCCAAACAAGUAUCCGACUCUACACCACCAUAUCAGGCAACCUUGAUGCGAAAUAUCCAUGAUAUUGAUGCCCUGAGCAAAACUAUGGGAUUUCUCUGGUCCAGAUUAGGCAAAUCUGCGGUUGACUUUUCGGCAUAUGCAGCCUGCUUCGAUGUGUUGCCUGGACGAAUGGCGGACAACAUGCCUACAUAUCCCUGGGAUCACGGACAAUCGUUCUGGAAGGAGUCAAGGAAGUCGGCCAACUUUCGACUUCGUACCCAUCCUCCUCACCCGCUUCUUGGUGUCCGCUCUUCUGAAGAUAUGGGCCCCGAAAUGAGAUGGCUCAACAUCUUACGCUUGAACGAGAUUCCUUGGCUCGAGGGGCACAAGGUCCAGGGCCAGGUCAUCUAUCCGGCUGCUGCGUACCUCGUCAUGGCGAUGGAAGCUGCCAAGGCUAUUGAUGAGACCAAGUUGGUUCAACUGGUAGAACUGUAUGAUGUGCGAAUUCUCAGUGCUAUUCAACUAGCUCAGAGUUCUCAAGGAGUCGAGAUUUCGUUCUCUCUCAAGAUCACCGAAAAGGACGACAACAGCAGCGUUGCUGAAUGGGCUUGCUAUACCUCCAGUUCUACGAAUAACGCCAACUGGAAGUGCCACGCCAAAGGACAUGUUCGCGUUGAAUUUGCAAUGCCUGUGGACGGGCAUCUGCCGCCCAGAAACCCUCCCGACGUGUCGUUAAGUACACUAGACAUGGAUCGGUUCUACGAGUGCUUGGCCGAUAUUGGCCUCCAGUAUUCUCUCGAAUUCAGAAGCUUAUCUAGUGUUCAGAGGCGCCUUGGAUAUGCGACGGCGAGCGUGUCGCACAUCGCCACUGACUUUGGCGCCAUCAUCCACCCUGCUUUACUAGACUCUUCCUUUCAGUCUCUGUUCGCGGCAUAUUGCUGGCCAGGAGAUGAAACUCUCAACUGCCCAUUCGUACCCACGUACCUCAAAAGACUUCGAAUCCUCAACAUCGGGGUGCCCGAGGGCGAGCCACUCGUUAUUGACUCCUAUUUGACCAGUGUCAACGUUUCAGACAUCACCUGCGACAUUGACAUUGCACUCACGGACAAGAACAAACCAUUUGUGCAGCUCGAGGGUCUCACUUGCACUUCACUCCUCCGUCACGACCCCAAAAACUCCAAGGAGCUAUACACCCGGACUGAGUGGGAAGUUGACGUCCACAGUGAGAUUCGUACUUUGGAGGUUGCUCAAUCAGAUGAGCAGCAGAACCUGGAGCUGGUUGACCUCUGCGAGCGCUUUGCUUACUACUACUUGAGAAAUCUGGAUAAAGUUGUUCAACGGAAGGAGGUUGAAACAAUGGAGUGGCAUUAUCAGCGCGUCUUCGAGUGGAUCGACUAUUUGUUUCCGAUGAUAGAAAUGGGCAAACAUCCCACAAUCAAGCCCGAAUGGUCCAAAGAUCAACUUCCAUGGCUGUUGGAGCAGAAAUCCCAGUAUCCCGACCAAAUUGACCUCAUGUUGAUCCAGGCAGUCGGCGAGAACCUUCCGGCUGUGGUUCGCAAGCAAACCACGAUGCUCGAGCACAUGGUCAAGGACGACGUCUUGAACAGGUUUUAUAAAGAAGGCCUCGGGUUCCAAAGAGCAAACGGCUACAUGUCGCGCAUUUCACGACAGAUUGCGCAUCGGUAUCCUCGGAUGAACAUUCUUGAGAUUGGCGCCGGAACCGGAGGAGCGACCAAGGGAAUUCUCCAGUCGCUCGGCAGCACCUUUGGCACUUAUACCUUUACAGACGUUUCUACUGGAUUUUUUGAGGCCGCUGCAGAGCAAUUCAGUCCGUGGGCUGACAAGAUGAUCUUCAAGGCCCUCAACAUCGAGAAUAGCCCGACAGAGCAAGGAUAUAGCGAAGCGUCAUACGAUCUAAUCAUUGCCUCCAACGUUCUUCACGCAACCAAGACGCUCUCAGAAACUAUGAGCAACGUCCGUCGGCUACUGAAGCCGGGUGGAUUUUUGUUGCUUCUAGAAGUCACCAGUGACAUUGUUCGAGUGAAGAUGAUGAUGUCGGGCUUGUCUGGCUGGUGGCUAGGUGGUGAUGACGGCCGACGACACGGUCCAACCAUCACCGUUCCGGAGUGGGAUACGCUGCUUCGCUCAACGGGAUUCUCGGGAGUGGACAAUACUUUCAACGACUUUAACCACAGCUCCAAAUACAUGACGUCUGUGAUGCUUUCGCAGGCUGUGGAUGAGAGGGUCCAGUUCCUCCGCCAGCCACUCUCCAGCCGAGGAGAUUCGACCAUGGCCGAUUCUCUGACCAUUGUCGGUGGCACCCAGGGCAACGUGUCAAAUAUCAUUGCUAGACAUCUUGCUGAUUGCCAUCCUCGGCUGGUUGUUCAAUGUGUGGCAGGUUUCGAGGACUUCGCGUCCCCCCUCAACAGCACGGCCAUGAAAUCGCUUUUGGUUCUGCAGGAUCUGCAUGAGCCUGUUCUUCAAAACCUGGCUUCAUCUACGCUAGUCGGUCUUCAGAAAGCAAUUAAUCAGUGCCGGCAAGUUCUGUGGGUGUCGAGCGGCUGUCGCAAGGAUAACCCGUUUGCAAAUAUGUCUGUUGGCCUGUGUCGCAGCUUGUCCUCGGAAUACCCCCAUAUCAGGAUUCAGCAUAUCGAUGUCGAGACUCGCCUUGAUCAGGGUACCGUGCACUGCAUUUCCGAAGCAGCGCUUAGGCUUUUGCACUGGGAAAAAUUGUCUGCCGACACUCUCUGGUCGUUUGAGCCCGAGUUGAUCCUGGAGGAUACAAAGUGGUAUAUUCCUCGACUCGUGCCAGAUGAAAAGCUGAACCAGCGACUUACUUCCACCAAGAUGGCUGUCCAGGUCGACACGUCUCUCAAAGAAAGUACAGUUGAGAUUUUUUCUGAAGCAUCAAAAUACCUAGUCACCCAGUCUGUGCCUUGCAUCGAAGCCGAACAACAGACGCCACUGUCAACCAUCAAUGUGACCAAGGCACUUCUCCAUCCUGUCGCCACAGAAUGCCAUAAAGACUAUUUCCUGUGCUACGGAUACAGGGGUAGCUGUCUGGAUAUUCCUGUCUUGGCCUUGACCACUGCUAAUGCUUCCUCUGUUUCUGUUCCGGAGCACUUUGUAUUCGACUUGCCAGCGGUCGUGGCCGACGGCGCUGCGGUUUUGCAACGAGCAGCAUUUUCGGUGCUCGCUGAGCAGGUGCUUGAGGACGUUGAUACACCUGGAACAAUCUUUCUGCAUAAUGAAGAUCAGCGCUUCUCUUUAGUUGUCCGUCUGGCUGCAGCCAAGCUGGGGUUGAGGUGCAUUGCUACGACGUCUCAGGAACCAGCAUCUUCUACCAGUCAAUCAAUAUUCAUUCACCCUCAUUCCUCACAUCGAGUAUUGAAGGCCUUGAUUCCUCAAAACACAAAGAGUUUCAUUGACUUUUCAACUGAUGGGGUAGACCAAUCUCGCUUCCGAGAUUGCCUCCCUCCAACAUGCCGAUUCUACGCACUGAACCACAUGGUUGCGACGGGCAGCAACGUUUCUGGCAUUUCCGUCCCACAAGCCAUCAAGGCUUUAACCUCUCCCUUGGAUUCUUGUCUCUUAAAUACUGUGAAUCAAGUCAGCAUCUCUGAGCUUCAUGGCCAGGCUGCUGCCAGAUUCCCCUACGGAACUGUGGUUGACUUCGUCGUUGAGUCGACGAUCGCCAGAGUACCUCCGUUGCAGUCGACCAGGCUGUUCCGUUGCGAUAAGACGUAUCUUCUCGCCGGAUGCACCGGUGGUCUUGGCAAGGCGCUGUGCAGAUGGAUGGUAGCUUCUGGCGUGCGGCAUCUGGCGCUGACGACACGAAAUAUCAGCGCUGUGGACGAGGUGUGGGUUAGAGAAAUUGAGCGCGCCGGCGCGUGUCUCAAGCUCUACCAGGUUGAUGUGAGUGAUAUUAAUGCCUUGCAAGCCGUAUAUGAAGAUAUUGGACGCAACAUGCCGCCGGUUGUCGGUGUCGCCAAUGCUGCCAUGGUACUCUCCGAUAAGUCCUUCGGUGAGCUGAAGACGGACAACUUUGACAUUGUGUUUGGACCCAAGGUCCGUGGAACUCAGAACCUUCAUGAUAUCUUCAAGGGUCAGGCUUUGGACUUCUUUAUCAUGUUUUCUUCCCUUGCCAGUGUUGUUGGUAAUCGAGGCCAGUCCAACUACGCCGCUGCCAACCUGUUUAUGACCACGAUUGCCGAGCAGCGCAGAGCAAGCAAUCUGGCCGCUUCCGUUAUUCACAUUGGCAUGGUCCUCGGUGUUGGUUAUGUUUCUUCCACGGGCACGUAUGAGAACACUUUGCGACAGUAUAACUACAUGCCCAUCUCCGAGUCCGACUUCCUCAACAUGUUCUCUCAAGCCAUCUUAAUCGGACACCCGAAGUCCAAUCACCCGUGCGAACUAAUCACUGGCCUUAAUCGAUACAGCCUCAAUUCCGAUGCCCAGCAGUACUUUUGGCAUGAGAACAUGCGGUUCAGUCAUCAUUACAUCGAAGAAGAACAGCGAAAAGUCUCAACGGCCACCAGAACCUCUGUAUCUGAGCGCCUGGAGGAUGCUCGGGGGGGCGAAGAAAUUCUAGCUGUGAUUGAAGAAGAAUUCUGCACAAAGCUGGAGCGCAUGCUCCAAGCUGAAGCUGGCACCAUCAAAGCUUCCCAGUCUCUCGCGAACCUUGGGGUGGACUCCUUGGUAGCAGUUGAAAUCCGAUCUUGGUUCUUCAAAGAAGCUGACGUGGACAUCCCAGUAUUGGACGUCCUCAAUACUGGUACUAUUUCGGAGCUUUGCGAACGGGCUGCGCAAAGCGUUGCGGCCGCUCAGUUGUCUGAUGCUGAAGAGUGUGGCAAAACGGACGAUAAGUCUCCCACUCUGUUGUCGGCAAAUAUACCAGCCAGCAACCAAUCCACUGCGGCAAACACAUCUGUUCCGCAUUCUCUUUUUGAAGAGUCGUCUCGAGGGGGUAGUGAGACUCCAAGUGAGGAUAUGGGUAGUUCCGAUAUUAGCUUACCCUCGAGACGCGACUUCGAAUUUGAACGGUGCGGUCGACUGUCGUUCGCCCAAGAGCGACUGUGGUUUCUACAGAAAUACCUCCAAGAUCCUACGACCUACAAUGUCACUAUGGCUUACAAGAUUUCUGGCCCGCUACGACGGAGAGACUUUGAGGAUGCCUUCGAAAAGGUCAUCCAGCGUCAUGCAUCUUUGCGUACCGGUUUUUACGUCGAUGCUGAUACUAGUCUCCCAAUGCAGCGCGUUUACAAAUACCCCCAUUUCCGUUUCACACACAAAGAAGGCGCUGAUUAUGAGGAGGAGUAUCACAAUAUGCAGAAGAUGCGGUAUGAUUUGGAGAGCGGUGACGUUAUAAGUGCCACGAUUAUAAGGUACACUGACCAAGAGCACGUUUUUAUUCUCGGCUUCCACCACGUUGCCAUGGAUGGAUUUAGCGCCCAAAUUCUCGUCAAGGAUUUAAUUCGCGCCUAUGGAGGACUCACGAUAUCCUCAGGUUGCAAUGAAUACCUGGACUACGCUAUCCAUCAGCGAGAUGCUGGUGUCCCCGUUGAGGUCAGCAAGUUUUGGAUGUCCGAGUUCAACACUCUGCCUCCGGUUCUUCCCCUUUUCGACUUUGCCGAAUGUAAAACUCGCACACCUCUUCUUGACUACAAGACCAAAGCGGUCGAAAGGACAGUUCCCAUGACGGUGUCUUCCAAAGUGAAAAUCCUGGCACGGCAACUUGGUGCCACGCCAUUCCACAUCUACUUGGCUGCUCUGCAGGCACUGUUGUACGAUUUAAACUCCAACAAAGAUAUUUGUAUCGGUAUCACGGACGCGAAUAAAACCGAUCCUGCCUAUCUAGAUACCAUCGGUUUCUUUGUCAAUCUUGUGCCUAUUCGGUUCCAUAUUGAUGAAUCUGAGGCAGUCUCGGAGCUUGUAGCUAAAUCGAAGAAAACAGCCACCAAUGCCUUGUCAAACUCGAUGCCUUUUGACGUUCUGUUGGACAAUCUGCAGGUUCCUCGUUCCACAACUCACAGCCCACUAUUCCAAGUCAUCCUGAACUACAAGAUGGGAUCAACACAAACGGUUCGUUUUGAAGACUGCCAAGCGGAAAUCUUAAGAUUCCAGGAUGCGAGCAACGCGUUUGAUUUGGCUUUUGACAUUGAAAACUUCCCCGACGGCUCCGCCUCCAUUUCUCUCAAAACUCAGGCAUACAUGUACACUGACUUGGAGCUGCGGUUCAUUCUUGACAGCUACAUUCGCAUCUUGAGUUCGUUCGUGUCAAAUCCUCUGCAGAAGCUUCAUGAGGUAACUGCACUGUCAGAAGACGAAAAGGAGAAAUCUCUGCAACUCGGGAGAGGCAGGCAACUCCCAGACCCGAAGCUCGAAACGGUCGCCCACUUCUUUGAGGACUGGGCUUUAACUCAGCCACUCAAGAUUGCGCUUCGAGAAGAUUCCGGAGCCGAGUUCACUUACAGGCAGAUUCAGUCUAUUGUGAACGCCUUUGCUGAAACGCUACAUGGUGCUGGUCUUGGCCCAGGCUCAAAGGUGUGCGUCUAUUGCGAGCCGGGUACUCAUAUCCUCGCUGCUCUGUUGGCAAUUUCCAAGAUUGGGGGAAUUUACAUUCCUCUCGACCCGCAGAAUCCUACUGAGCGCCUGCAGCUCAUUGUCAACGACUGCGAACCGGACGCAAUACUUUGCGACGAUGUUACGAGCACUCUGGCAUCGCUUCUGAAGUCGGCAGGAAAGUCGAUCAACGUUACCGACAUUGAUACAAGUGCUACUACUACAUGUAUCCCUGACUGGAACAAGGCCAAGGGUGAUUCUGCGGCAUUCGUAUUCUACACCAGCGGCACUACGGGCGUGCCCAAGGGAAUCGCCUUGACGCACUCGAAUGUCGUACAUCACAUCAACUCCAUCAUCAACUUUUACAGCAUCAAGAGGGGUGUCGUCCUUCAGCAAGCCCCCCUUGGAUUUGACAUGUCGCUUACGCAAAUGGCUCUGACCAUGAUGACGGGGGGCACCCUGGUUGUUGCGUCUAGUGCGACAAGAAGAGAUCCCAGCCAGAUUGCCAGUUUGAUGUACGCAAACAAGGUAACGCAUACAUUUAUGACACCCACGCUAGCCCUAGCUCUCAUCCGCCACGGUUACGAUGCCUUGGCGCGAUGUUCCGACUGGGAGUUUUCAUUGCUUUCCGGCGAGGCAUUCCGAGCCCACAUCGUUCACGAGUUCAGACGCCUCGGACUUGCUGGUUUGAAGCUCUACAACGGGUACGGGCCGACGGAGAUUACGAUCAACAGCAGCAGUGGUAUGGAUGAGCUUGACGAAGCGGCCCCCCGAGACACACAGAACCCAUCCAUCGGAGUCACAUUGCCCAACUACACCAACUACAUACUGGAUAGGAAUAUGCAACCAGUGCGCAUUGGCAAGGCUGGUGAGCUGUUUGUGGGCGGAGCCGGCAUCGCCCUGGGUUACUUGAGAAGAGAUAAACUCAACAAGGAAAAGUUCCUGCCCGAUCCGUUUGCCAGCGCGGAUAACCGAGCUCGAGGCUGGUGCCGCAUGUAUCGGACGGGAGACAAGGCCAAGUUUCUGCCUGACGGGCGAAUCGUUUUCCUCGGUCGCAUCCAAGGCGAUUCUCAGAUCAAGCUGCGGGGAUUCCGAAUCGAACUCGAGGACAUUUCCAACACCAUCAUCAAGAGUUCUCAUGGAAAUAUCACAGAGGCCGGGAUUUCUCUGCGCCGGAACGGAAACGGAUCCGAUGAUGAGUCGUUCUUGGUCGCAUUUGCUGUGGUAUCACACUCCUUUGACCACCCGGAACCGUCGGCAUUCUUCAAGAAACUGCUGAAUGAUCUGCAACUACCAAGGUACAUGAUUCCUGCCAAGAUUGUACCGGUGGACCGACUGCCAAUGAGCUCUUCCGGCAAACUAGAUCAACAUGUGCUCGACAGUCUUCCCGUGCCCAAAGAAGAAGAGAGCAACCGGUGCCCCUUGACAGAUACGCAGGAGAGGCUCAAGAAGCUCUGGGUGGAAGCCCUUCCGCCGAUUGGAGCAACUGCCGCUAUCGACCAAGAUGUUGAUUUCUUCCAGGUUGGUGGAAACUCGCUGCGAAUCAUUCUGCUGAGAGAAUCCAUCAGAAGGGAGUUUUGUGUCUCGGUGUCUGUCUUCGAUCUCUUCGCAAACAGCACCCUGGGAAGAAUGGCUGCUCGGAUUGGCGAGUCUACCGAUACUACUACAAGCCCCGAAACUAUUGACUGGAACACGGAGACUCUCUUUGAUGUCCCCGUCAUCGAAACGUGCGAGGACGAUAGUUAUAAACAACAUAGGGCUACAUCUGAUGGGCUUGAGAUCAUUCUUACUGGAGCUACCGGAUUCCUGGGGUCUGCCAUUCUCGCAUCCCUUGUCCAAGAUGCCAGGAUAUCCAAGGUGCACUGCGUGGCUAUCCGACAACCCCUAAAGAGUCUCACGGCGGAACAGCCAAUCUUCAAAUCUCCUCGCGUGAGCUGCUAUGCCGGUGACCUAUCUCUGCCGCGUCUCGGACUAUCUACUUCUGACUUCACCCAACUGUCCGCCAAUGCUGACAAGAUCAUCCACAACGGAGCCGAUGUUUCAUUCUUGAAAUCGUACCGAUCCCUACGAGCCAUCAAUGUGGGUUCGACCAAGGAGAUUGUCCGCAUGGCAGCUCUGCACCGCAUUCCGAUCCAUUUCAUCUCUACCGGAGGCCUGGCCAACUUGACAAACCUGGAUGGCCUGCCCCAAGUUUCCGUCUCGUCGUUCACGCCUCCGGUAGAUGGCUCGCAGGGCUACAUUGCCACCAAGUGGGCAUCCGAAGUCUACUUGGAAAACGUCGUGACACGCUUAGGAAUUCCGGUUUGGAUCCAUCGCCCAUCAAACAUUACCGGCGUCCGCUCUCCCUCUGGAGACUUGAUGCAGAUAAUCUUCAAAUACUCGGAAAAAAUCAAGGCCUUGCCGGAAAUUGACGGCUGGAAAGGGUGCUUUGACUUUGUGCCUGUUGAAACGGUAGCCCGGGGAAUCGUUUGCGCAAUCCACGAAACCGGGCUGCAGCAGGGUAUGAGUCCAAUUUACCGCCACCACUGCGGCCGUGACAAGAUUCCAGUCGCUGGCAUCAGAGAGCACUUGGAAACAAAGGUGGGAGCUCGAAUCGACAGUGUCGGAAUUGAGGAGUGGUUGAGCCGAGCUCAAAGUGUCGGGCUGGACGACACGGCAGCUGCUCUCGUCAGUAGCACCUUUGCUCAAAGCAGCAUCAAGACUGUUCCUUGGCUAAGAAGUGGUGACUAA